GCAACAUGUCUCUGAGCAGCGCCUUCAGGGCUGUGGGUAACGACCCUGGGAUCAUCACCUGGAGAAUUGAGAAAAUGGAGCUGGUCCUCGUGCCCCUGAGCGCCCAUGGCAACUUCUAUGAGGGGGACUGCUACAUCGUCCUCUCGACCCGGAGAGUGGGAAGCCUCCUCUCCCAGGACAUCCACUACUGGAUCGGGAAGGACUCCUCCCAGGAUGAGCAGAGCUGUGCAGCCAUCUACACCACCCAGCUGGAUAACUACCUGGGAGGCAGCCCUGUGCAGCACCGCGAGGUCCAGCACCACGAGUCCGACACCUUCUGUGGCUACUUCAAGGAGGGCAUCAUCUACAAGAAGGGGGGCGUGGCCUCUGGGAUGAAACACGUGGACACAAACACCUACAAUGUGAAGCGGCUGCUGCAUGUGAAGGGGAAGAGGAACAUCAGGGCCACUGAGGUGGAAAUGAGCUGGGACAGUUUUAACCGAGGUGAUGUCUUCCUGCUGGACCUUGGAAAGGUCAUCAUUCAGUGGAAUGGCCCAGAGAGCAACAGUGGAGAGCGCCUGAAGGCUAUGCUUCUGGCAAAGGAUAUUCGGGACAGGGAGCGAGGGGGCCGUGCUGAAAUAGGUGUGAUUGAGGGAGACAAGGAGGCAGCCAGCCCAGAGCUGAUGAACGUCCUUCAGGACACCCUAGGCCAACGCUCCAUCAUCAAGCCUGCGAUCCCUGAUGAGGUCACAGAUCAGCAACAGAAAUCAAACAUCAUAUUGUAUCAUGUCUCAGACUCAGCUGGGCAGCUGGCAGUCACAGAGGUGGCAACGAGGCCCCUGGUCCAGGACUUACUGAACCACGAGGACUGCUACAUCCUGGACCAAAGUGGAACCAAGAUCUACGUGUGGAAAGGAAAAGGAGCCACAAAGGUUGAGAAACAGACAGCCUUGUCUAAGGCUCUGAGCUUCAUCAAGAUGAAAGACUACCCCAGCAGCACCAACGUGGAGACAGUCAAUGAUGGUGCCGAGUCGGCCAUGUUCAAGCAGCUGUUCCAGAGGUGGUCAGUGAAGGACCAGACCACAGGUCUGGGGAAAACAUUCAGCACUGGCAAAGUUGCAGCUAAAGUUUUCCGGGAUAAGUUUGAUGUGACUCUGCUGCACACCAAGCCAGAAGUAGCUGCCCAGGAAAGAAUGGUCGAUGAUGGCAAUGGAAAAACUGAGGUCUGGAGAAUUGAAAACCUGGAGCUGGUUCCGGUGGAGCAUCAGUGGUAUGGUUUCUUUUAUGGUGGAGACUGCUAUCUGGUCCUCUACACAUACAAGGUGAAUGGGAAGCCGCAUUACAUCUUGUACAUCUGGCAGGGCCGCCAUGCCUCACAGGAUGAGCUGGCAGCCUCGGCAUACCAGGCAGUGGAGGUGGAUCGGCAGUUUGAUGGUGCCCCUGUGCAGGUUCGGGUCACCAUGGGGAAGGAGCCACGCCACUUCAUGGCUAUCUUCAAAGGGAAGCUGGUUGUCUUUGAGGGUGGGACUUCCAGGAAGGGAAAUGCUGAACCCGACCCUCCAGUAAGGCUCUUCCAGAUUCAAGGAAAUGACAAAUCUAACACCAAAGCAGUGGAGGUUCCAGCCUUCGCCUCUUCCCUCAACUCCAACGAUGUCUUUCUGCUGCGGACCCAGACGGAGCACUACCUGUGGUAUGGCAAGGGGUCUAGUGGGGAUGAGCGGGCAAUGGCUAAGGAGCUGGCUGGGCUUCUCUGUGACGGCACUGAGGAUACUGUGGCUGAGGGUCAGGAGCCAGUCAAGUUCUGGGACCUGCUAGGAGGGAAAACUCCUUAUGCCAAUGAUAAAAGACUUCAGCAGGAAAUUCUAGAUGUCCAGUCCCGUCUCUUUGAAUGUUCCAAUAAGACUGGCAGGUUCAUUGUCACUGAGAUCACAGACUUCACCCAAGAUGACCUGAACCCAGGCGAUGUGAUGCUCCUGGAUACCUGGGACCAGGUGUUCUUGUGGAUUGGAGCUGAGGCUAAUGCCACAGAGAAGGAGAGAGCCCUCACUACAGCCCAGGAGUACCUGUGCACUCACCCCAGUGGCCGAGACACCAACACACCAAUCCUGAUCAUUAAGCAGGGGUUUGAGCCUCCCAUCUUCACAGGCUGGUUCUUAGCCUGGGACCCUCACAUGUGGAGCGCAGGAAAAUCAUAUGAACAGUUAAAAGAAGAGCUGGGAGAUGCUGCUGCUCUUGUGAGAAUCACUGCUGAUAUGAAGAAUGCGACCCUCUCCCUGAAUUCUGAUGACAGUGAACCAAAAUAUUAUCCUAUAGAAGUACUUUUGAAAAAUCAGAGUCAGGAUCUGCCUGACGAUGUGAACCCUGCCAAGAAGGAGAAUUACCUCACUGAACAUGACUUUGUUUCUGUGUUUGGCAUCACAAGAGGGCAAUUUGCUGCUCUGCCUGGCUGGAAACAGCUCCAACUCAAGAAAGACAAGGGUCUUUUCUAAGGCAUAAAUGCAUGUAUGUACUGCAAGACCACAGAAGAGAGCAGAUGGUGCCAAUAUCAAGAAAAGGCUUUUUCUGCCUAGCAUUCAGCCACUUAAUUUAGAUAUGAUAGGGUCUGCAAAUCACAGCAUGUUCUUCACUUUUCUCAUCUUGCAUUCCUUAGUUGUUAGAGACCUAAAAUGUUAACCACCCACUUUUUGUUUUUUUGUAGCCUUCUGGCUAAAAAUCUCAGCAGAAAGCAUUAAAACUGCAUGCAUCUGGAAAAGUUAAGAGAGAACAAAACAACUAAGCUUAAAAUAUUUAAUUUUUGGUGCCAGGACCUAUGGUUGUUUUAAAUUUUAAGAUCAAUAAUUCCAAAACCUAUUUAACCCAUAAGUCAUUGAAGUCAUUCACACAUACACCCCAAGGUCAAAAUCCAAAAGCCUAGAUCUAUAUGUGCCAGAGCAUUUAUAACUUUUCAAAUAAAGAUAGCUGUAUGAGCAAAUGGAGUUCUUUUCAGUAUGUGGGGUUUGUAUGUUAUAGUAACUGUUUUAUGUUGGAAGAAAUGUUUCAGUACUGGGAAAGUAAAGAGGCAAUAUUGAGUGAGUUCUCUGGAUAAAUAGGCAACUGUAAUUCCUCCUUCUGGCACAAGAAUGUCAAACUCUGCCUUACAGCUG
Messenger RNA from Choloepus didactylus (southern two-toed sloth), 3122 nucleotides. RefSeq names its product advillin (gene AVIL). The transcript is spliced from 19 exons. NCBI's taxonomy places the organism in Eukaryota, Metazoa, Chordata, Mammalia, Pilosa, Megalonychidae. Gene Ontology annotation, cellular component: actin cytoskeleton; cytoplasm. The record is from RefSeq and is a predicted model, not a curated record. Gene Ontology annotation, biological process: barbed-end actin filament capping; actin polymerization or depolymerization; cytoskeleton organization. Gene Ontology annotation, molecular function: actin filament binding; phosphatidylinositol-4,5-bisphosphate binding. Bases 6 to 2468 code for a protein of 820 amino acids.